AUGGCGGACGCCGACUCCCUGCAUGACAUGAGCUCUGACUUAGAUGUUGAUCAGAGUGCCGUCGACGCUGACGUUGAAGAUGACGAAGUAUCAGGUCAAAGUGCUGAAGCUGCUGCUCGUAAAAAGAGCAAGAAGAAGAAACGGAAGCAAAAAGAUAUUGAGAGAUCAAGUGGAGAUUCUGAUAGUCAAGUACUGACCGAUGAGAAAGAGCAUAGACUUCCCAGGGUGGAGGGGAAAAGCGAUCAAUCCCAGUCAGGUAUUGAGGCAGAUUCAGAGGGGACAGAAUCAAAAAACCAAGUCCCCCUUGAUCAAGACGACAAAGCUGUAAGCAAAGAUGGUCAGCCUGAGGACUCUAAGCACCAAUCUAUAGUUGCUGGUCUGCAAAAGAUUCAGUGGGCGAUGGAGUUACUAUCCAUGCCACAAGGUGCACCCAAAAGUUUGGAGGAAGCAAACAAAAAGCGGUACCAGUUUUGGGAGACACAGCCCGUCCCUAAGCUCUCUGAGAAAAUAGAGGAAAAUGUCAAUGAAUGCAUUGAAACUGACAAACUCCCAGAAGAUAUACGUCAAGAAUCGUAUUCACUACCUGAAGGUUUUCGUUGGGACACAUUGGAUAUCAACAAACCAGAUAUUCUUAGAGAAUUGUAUGUACUUUUGAGUGAGAAUUAUGUGGAAGAUGAUGACAAUAUGUUUAGGUUUGAUUAUUCUCCUGAAUUUCUUCAAUGGGCACUCCAACCUCCAGGUUGGGUAAAAGAUUGGCACUGUGGUGUCAGAGUAGUAAAAAAUGGUAAACUGGUAGGAUUUAUUAGUGCUGUACCAGCUCAUAUCAAAGUAUAUAAUAAAUUUAAAUAUAUGGUAGAAAUCAAUUUCCUCUGUGUACAUAAAAAGCUUAGGUCCAAAAGAGUUGCCCCAGUCUUAAUUCGAGAGAUAACAAGGAGAGUACAUCAACGUGGCUUAUUCCAGGCUGUCUACACUGCUGGGGUUGUCUUGCCCAAACCUAUUGCUUGCAGCAGGUAUUGGCAUCGUUCAUUGAAUCCUCGGAAACUUAUUGAAGUUAGGUUUUCUCAUCUUGGGCGUAAUAUGACUAUGCAGAGAACUUUGAAAUUCUACAAACUUCCUGAUAUAACAAAAACUCCAGGAUUCCGGCCGUUAAAAGCAGAUGAUGUCCAACAUGCAUAUCAGCUGGUUCUUCAGUAUCUACAUAAAUUUGACCUCUCACCUAUCUUUAAUGAAGAGGAAUUUAGGCACUGGUUCCUGCCGCGACCAGGAAUUGUUGAUAGUUAUGUGGUUGAGAACAAUGGUAAAAUCACUGACUUUGUCAGCUUCUAUACUUUGCCCUCCUCUGUUAUGCAUCAUCCGGUCCACAAGACAUUGAAGGCAGCUUAUUCCUUUUAUAAUGUCAGUACAGAGACUCCAUGGCUUGAUCUGAUGCAAGAUGCACUUGUAGUGGCUAAAAAUAUGGGUUUCGAUGUCUUUAAUGCACUUGAUCUUAUGCACAACCGUGAAUUUUUGGAAAAGUUGAAAUUUGGAAUUGGAGAUGGCAACCUACAAUAUUAUCUUUACAAUUGGAAAUGUACACCUAUGGAGGCCCACCAGGUUGGAUUAGUUCUACAAUUUCAUACACAGUUGCCUUUUUCUUCUUCCAUUUUUCUUUGUCUGCUUGUCAUAUCUCUCUUGGGAGUGGCUUCCUCCCUUUCAUUUUUUUCUCACUCAGCAGCAGCCAAGCUUUCUCCUCAUUACUUUGGUGACGAAAAGUACGUAACUGGACAGAACUUUCCUCUACAUGACCUUUGA
Acanthosepion pharaonis is the source of this 1791-nucleotide messenger RNA. The record is from the annotation of a GenBank genome assembly. NCBI's taxonomy places the organism in Eukaryota, Metazoa, Mollusca, Cephalopoda, Sepiida, Sepiidae.